This is a messenger RNA of Penicillium manginii, 732 nucleotides long. RefSeq names its product LITAF-like zinc ribbon domain-containing protein. The coding region runs from base 1 to 732 and encodes 243 amino acids. Gene Ontology annotation, molecular function: zinc ion binding. The record is from RefSeq and is a predicted model, not a curated record. The transcript has 3 exons. NCBI's taxonomy places the organism in Eukaryota, Fungi, Ascomycota, Eurotiomycetes, Eurotiales, Aspergillaceae.
AUGGUGUCCCAAAAUGAUAGCGAGGGCCAAACCGCAGCCACUGGCUCCACCACCAACACCCCAGUCUCACCUGCUUCACCAGCGCCUCCCUACCAACCCACGAUUGGCUCUGUGAGCGCUCCCGGUGGCGACUACAUCAGCCAAACGCCAACUGAGAAAACGCAAGUCGCAGACGAUAUCGCCCCGACCUUUAUAAGCAGUUCCAAGGACGAUGCGUCGACUUCAUACCCAGGACAGCCCAAGGGGGAAUCAACCGCGUACAACUCGCCCGAUGACGUGAAGGGAUACCCCGGACAACCUCAGCCUACAUACCAGGACCCUUCGCAACAAGCUCCCAACUACCAGCAAGCUCAAGCCCAACCAGGGGUAUACUAUACUCCGUACGGCCCGCCUAGUGGGUAUGCCAGCGCUACACCAUUGCACGCGCUUCAGUCAGCUUCUGCGCCAGUCGAUUGCCCUUCAUGCGGACACCGCGAAAUGACUCGGACGGAGUCUGUUACCGGAAUGACGACACAUGGUUGGGCGGCCGUUCUUUGCUGCUGCUGCUGUCUCGGAUGUUUCCCGUACUUGAUGUCCUCCCUGAAGGAUGUUGACCACUACUGCGGCAAGUGCGGUGUUAAGUUGGCUUGCUGGCAUAACAGCGGUCGGGUUCAGAUCAUGCAGACUGGAUCGGCGCAGCCAUCUCAGCAGGUUCAGCCAGGUCAGACUGCGGAGACCCCGGCGACCCAAUGA